AUGGAGCUUCGUAAACGGGGAUUAGGAGCUCCGUUUACCAUAUUCGUCGCCAUUGUGUUAUUACUCGUUCAGUUUUGGGCCGUGACGGGUCAGAAUAACCACAGCGAGUCUUCUACACAAACCUCCUCCGUUAACUCUCCGACAGCGACAAGUAGUCGCUUUCUGUCCUCAUCAUCACUAUCCUUAACCGGGAAACGCUCCUUGUUCAGGCUCAGGUGGAGGAGAAGACGACAUCAUCAUAACAAAGUGAACAGAGCGAGCAUUCAGUUUCUAUACGCACACAACCUCAUACGCGCCCGCGUGGGAGAACCACCGUUGCAAUGGGACGGAAGACUAGCGGCGUACGCGCGUUGGUGGGCGAGACAGCGCGUUGGGGACUGUAGGCUUGUUCACUCCAACGGUCCGUACGGAGAAAACAUAUUUUGGGCGGGACAGAGUAAGUGGAGGACCAUAGAUGUCGUUAAAGUGUGGGCCGACGAGAAUAAGUUUUACCACGUGAAGGCUAACACGUGUGAGCCGGGGCAGAUGUGUGGACAUUACACGCAGAUCGUGUGGAGAGAUAGCACCAAGGUUGGAUGUGCACGUGUGGAUUGUUCAGACGGUGGACUUUACGCGAUUUGUGUUUAUAACCCACCGGGGAAUUACGAAGGUGAGAACCCGUUUGGGAUUUAUGAAGACCAGAUUGGUCUUGUCCGGGAUGAUCCACCGGCUGUGGUCGUUAAUCCGUUUUAACUUGAUGGCUUGAAAGCGGAUCGGACAUGGGAUGGUGGUGGCAUGCAGAGUCUAUUUCUUAGUUGUUAAUUUUUCUUUUGCUCAAAUUCUUUUUAUUUUUGUUGGAAUAAACUAACUUUGGGUUUAUUCAGAAGAAAGAUCUAUCACCUAAAAACUGAUUCAAUAAACAAAAUA
Messenger RNA from Eruca vesicaria subsp. sativa (arugula), 906 nucleotides. The record is from the annotation of a GenBank genome assembly. NCBI's taxonomy places the organism in Eukaryota, Viridiplantae, Streptophyta, Magnoliopsida, Brassicales, Brassicaceae.